Messenger RNA from Maylandia zebra (zebra mbuna), 3208 nucleotides. The record is from RefSeq and is a predicted model, not a curated record. NCBI's taxonomy places the organism in Eukaryota, Metazoa, Chordata, Actinopteri, Cichliformes, Cichlidae.
GUCCCACAGUGGAGACUACAGAUGUCGGGGUAGCAGUGACUAUCUCUUAACAGGAUGGAGUGAUGCCUUCAGACUGACAGUUUCAUAUCAACCCAGGGCCACACUGACAGCAGGAACAACAAUCAUAACAGUAGGGGGCAGUGUGACACUGACCUGCUCUGUGCAGAGCUCUGAUGGAUGGAAAUAUGAGUGGUUCAGACGAACCCAAACAACCUAUGAAGGUAAAAUCAGAGGUCAACAAAACAGAGAUAUCAGAGUAUCUGAAGGAGGAAUCUACCGCUGCAGAGGAACAAGAGGAAACCCAGUUUACUACACUGAUAUAAGUCAUGAUGUCACCAUUGAGAAAACCAUUUCCAAUAAAGUUGUUGUAAAACAACAACCCAACUGGCCUCAGAUAUUCAGAGGUGAGACGAUCACUCUGACAUGUGAGGUGCAGGAAGGAGGUGAAACCACUGAGUGGUGGUAUGAAUGGAGAGGACCCAGGACACCCACACAGUGGACACACAAUAAUGAUGUGACAUUCAGAGUUUCUGAGUCCAGCAGUGGAGACUACAUGUGUAAGAGUCGACGCAGAGAUGACUCAUAUUCUUCAACAGAGUGGAGUGAAGCCUUCACAUUGUCAGUAUCAAAUCAACCCAGGGCCACACUGACAGCAGGAACAACAAUCAUAACAGUAGGGGGCAGUGUGACACUGACCUGCUCUGUGCAGAGCUCUCAUGGAUGGAAAUAUGAGUGGUUCAGACGAACCCAAACAACCUAUGAAGGUAAAAUCAGAGAUCAACAAAACAGAGAUAUCAGAGUAUCUGAAGGAGGAAUCUACCGCUGCAGAGGAACAAGAGGAAACCUAGUUUACUACACUUAUAUAAGUGAUGAUGUCACCAUUGAGAAAACCAUUUCCAAUAAAGUUGUUGUAAAACAACAACCCAACUGGCCUCAGAUAUUCAGAGGUGAGACGAUCACUCUGACAUGUGAGGUGCAGGAAGGAGGUGAAACCACUGAGUGGUGGUAUGAAUGGAGAGGACCCAGCACACCCACACAGUGGACACACAAUAAUGAUGUGACAUUCAGAGUUUCUGAGUCCAGCAGUGGAGACUACAUGUGUAAGAGUCGACGCAGAGAUGACUCAUAUUCUUCAACUGAGUGGAGUGAAGCCUUCACAUUGUCAGGAUCAAUUCUCAGUAAGCCCACUGUGACCCUGCAGCCAUCCUGGACUCAGAUAUACAGCGGUGAGACAGUCACUGUCAGAUGUGAGAUUCAGGGAGGUGAAGGAGCUCAGUGGACGUAUGAAUGGAGAGCAGCCAAGUUAAACACACCUCCAACAUCCAAUGAAUACAGAAUCAUCAGAGCUACUGAGUCUGACAGUGGAGGAUACAGCUGCCGGGGCAGGAGGGACUAUUUCUUCUCAGAGUGGAGUGAUAUCAUCACACUGACUGUAUUGUAUAAACCCUGUCCUGUCCUCACUGUGUCUCCAUCAUGGCUGAGUCCUGGAGCCUCAGUAACUCUGAACUGUGAGGUUGAACAUCCGUCUGCAGGAUGGAGCUUCUACUGGUAUAAAGCUGUUCCUGAUCUAUCACAGAAAUCCUCCAGUUAUGAGCUGCUACCUGAUGGCAAUGGGACUGCAAACAACUCCUACAUCAUUCAUGGACAGACACACACAGCAGGAUAUGUGUGCGGAGCUGGAAGAGGAGACCCAGAGUAUCACACUGAUCACAGUCAACCAAAGUUUGUCUGGUCUGCAGAUGUUCAUUCAGCAGCGUCUCUCACAGUGAGUCCUGACAGAGUGCAACACUUCACCUCUGACUCUGUCUCACUGACCUGUGAGGGAAAGUUCGCUGAGUGGAGAGUGAGAAAGUUCUCUGAGGACGGCCAACUGUACUCUGACUGUAGCAGAAUGACUGGAUCCACAUGUGACAUCAACCCAUCAAAGUCAGAUAUUGCAGUGUACUGGUGUGAGUCUGGAUCAGGAGAGUUCAGCAGUGCAGUCAACAUCACUGUUCAUGAUGAUGGUAAUGGUCCUAUCCUGGUGAGUCCUGUUCAUCCUGUGACUGAGGGAGCUUCUGUUAGUCUGAGCUGCAGUUUGAGAACACAACAAAUACUUUCCAAUGUGUUUUUCUAUCACAAUGACAAACUUAUUCAAAAUGAUACCCGAGGGGAGCUGAAGAUCUCUGCAGUGUCAAAGUCUGAUGAAGGUUUCUACAAGUGUCAGUACUCAGGAAGAGAGUCAGCACAGAGCUGGAUGUCAGUUAAAGAUUCAGGCUUCAUCAGUCCAAUGACCACCACCAAUCAUGUAGUCAACCAGAGUGAAAUUCACAAACACAACUGUCUUGACCAUGGUGCAGGUGAAAUACAAGAUAUUACAUACUCUGUAAUUCAGCUUAAACAUGUUGGAAAAAAGAGGAAGCAUCAUAAAUCACAGGAGCAUACUAUUUACUCAGAGGUGAAGGUGGGAGAUGAAGAAAAAUCAAGUCCUGCAGCAUCUAAUGAGGAACUUUACUCCGAAGUCAGAUUAGAAAGCAGUCUCGAAGACAUUCCAACAUAUGCCGAGAUCAACUGUCACAAUAAAGCAAAAGCUAAGGAAAACCAGGAAGACAGUCCAACGUAUGCCCAGGUCAACCGUCACAAUAAAAGAGCAUCCAAGAACAACCAGCGUCAUUGAACCGAAUUGUAGCAGUAAAACCAACCUCAAGCUUCUUAUACAGAAAUGUCUGUAGCUUGUUCAGUAUUUUGUACAGUUUUUUUUAGUGAUAGUCAUCAUCAUUAUAAUAUACAGUAUACAAUAUAUAUAAUAUAUGGUACAGACAAGGUGUUUUCAUUUAGUGUUCAUAUUAUCUGUAUUCAUUUAAUAAUAAAACAUGAUUUAAAGUUAGCUUUUGCAGUGUAACAUAAGAUAGGUUCCUCUAUGGGUACAAAGAAAUACUAUAAAUGCAUGUAUUGAAAGUUUUUGAACAUUACCUAAAAGAGGACUGAUAUAAUACUGUAUGGAUUUAAAUGUGUGAAUAAAUGCAUUUCUUCAUGGAAAUUGUAUGCAGUUAUAGUUUGGGUUUUUAUCUUUUUUUUAUUUUGGCCUGAGCAGUGUUUUUGUUCUAUCAUGAUAUAGCUCUACAAUAUAAUUGUAAAAAUGUAAAGGAUUUAUCUUUUGUAACUUUCAACUAAAUGACCAUGUAUACAAUAUGAAUAUCAAAUCACAGAGACAGCUUAAAGUUAAUAG